ACAUCUUUCAUUUUUCUUCACUGGUUUUGAUUAGUCUAGUGUACAAGUUUAAAAAAGAGGCCCACUGGUUUGGAGGUCAACUGGUCAAAGGGGAACUUGUCUUGUUAAGAGAAACAAGUGCAUCAUGACUUAAAAAGUCUGAAAGUGCAUGUUGAUUUGUUGAUCAUGAUGGAAGGUUCAGAAAGCUUCACUGACACUGUGCUUUCUUGGUCCCUUGAAGACAUAUGUAAUGAAAACCUUUACAAGCACCAGGUGGAAAAGAUUCCCGAGUCAGUUCAACAAUUUGGGGCAUGUUCAUAUCCAUUAUUGGAUGAAACUCGAGCUCAGUUGCAAUCCAGUAUGGAAUCCAUGCACAGAGCGCCAUUUUGUCAAGUAAAUGCCAUCCAAGAGUCAAAGCACUAUGAAGGAGAAACAAAGCUAUAUGAUAUAGAGAUUGAUGGCUGGAGAAACAGUGAUUCUGGCAAGGAGUUGCACAAACCCAUUCAGGGAGAUGUUUUUGUUUUAGCAGAUGCUAAACUCGAAACUAUAUCUGAUUUACGAAAGUUGGGGAAAUGGUGGUCACUUGUAAUAGUCACUGAGGUCUCCACAGAUAAGAAAGAGGAUGAUAGAACCUUUCUUUCCCUUAAAGUCAGAGCACCGAAAGAAUUUGAAGUCAACAAUGGCAAUGGAACAUCACUGUUUUUGGUCUUCUUAGCAAACAUAACUCCUAACUUAAGGAUAUGGAACGCAAUGCACAUGUGCAUCAGUUCCAGAUGGAAGGUGCUGUUUGGUGAUAACUUUAUGAAAUCAUUCAAAAAGUUGAAGUCAUUCCAAAAGAAGAUGUCAGUACUGAAUCUUCUUCUCAAGCUUUCGAGUGGCUGGAGACCCAAGAAAAGAAAUGUAGACACAAUAUGUAAAAUCUCUUCGAUGACACUGAAGCAAUUUAAGGUCGAUGAUCUAUAUAUUGUUUUGACAAUCGACAUUGAAAAGGAUUUGAAAUACAUGCAAGUGUUGAGGAUGUGGGACUUAUUGCCUGGUCUGUUGGAUAUCCAAAAAUUGGCAGAUCGAUUGGACUGCAUAUUUAGUAGAUACACGAAUCUUUUUGUCAAUCUCUGUAGAGAGAAAUGUCUUGAGGGUCAUUUGGAAGUUCCAGCAAGCUGGCCCCUCUCUUUGGAUGUUGUCCGCUAUAAAGAUCUAAGCAGCACCAAAAGCAUGAGUAAUUCUGUUGGUGACUCUUCUGUGAAUGGAAGUUGUGUUGAGAAUUCAAAGGUCAAUGAGAGCUUGUUGCUGAUGAAGUUUUACUCCUUAUCAUCUGGGGUAGUGAACUUCUUGUUAUCUGACAGAGAGGACAGCAAAGUGGAUCUCCCUUUUGAAGUUACUGACCAAGAAAGGGAGGCUGUUCUUUAUGAUAGAAGUACAUUUAUACUGGGACGGUCAGGCACUGGAAAGACAACAGUUUUGACUACAAAGUUAUAUCAGAAAGAACAGCAGCACCUUAUGGUUGAUGAAGGUUUCUAUGAUGUUGAAAGCAAUGCAGUCGGGCAUGCUGGUCUGCAUAAUAAAGCUGUACAGAGUUCUUCUUCUGCAUUAAAUAAAGGGAUGGUGUUACACCAGCUUUUUGUGACCGUGAGUCCUAAACUCUGUUUUGCCGUCAAACAACAUUUUUUACGCUUGAAAAGGAAUAGUAAUUUGAAGGGAUUUGUUUUAUUUAAUGUUCACAGUUUUGCUUCCGGCAGAAGCAGUUUGGUUGAUAUGGAUGAUUUUGAUGAUGAGGAAGCUCAAUUUAGGGGUAUCCCAGAUUCUUUUUGUGAUAUUCCUCCAAAAUUUUAUCCGCUUUUCGUAACAUUUCAUAAGUUCUUGAUGAUGCUUGAUGGAAGUCUGAGUAAUUCAUACUUUGAAAGAUUCCCAGACAUCGCAAAACUACCUCAAGAUCGACAGCGAAUAUCAAGAGCUAAUGUGCUGCAGACCUUCCUCACCACCAAGGAGGUCACAUAUGCAAGGUUUAGCUCAUCAUAUUGGCCUCAUUUUGAUGUUCAGUUGACAAAGAAGCUUGAUGCUUCACGAGUCUUUACUGAGAUUAUUUCUCAUAUCAAAGGUGGUCUUAGAGCGUUGGAAGCAGGUGAUGGAAAACUCAGUCAGUUGGAUUAUGUGCAAAUGUCAGAGGGCCGGGCUUCCAGUUUAAGCCAGCAAAAGAGAGAGAUAAUAUAUGAUAUAUUUCAGGUAUAUGAGAAAAUGAAAAUGAGAAAUGGUGAGUUUGAUAUUGCUGAUUUUGUAAAUGAUAUUCACCAUCGGCUCAAAUGUGAAAAAUACAAGGGUGAUGAAAUUGAUUUUGUGUACAUUGAUGAGGUCCAGGAUCUUGCCAUGAGCCAAAUUGCAUUGUUUAAACAUAUCUGCAGCAAUGUUGAAGAGGGUUUCGUUUUUUCUGGAGAUACAGCCCAGACUAUAGCAAGGGGUAUUGAUUUUAGAUUCCAAGAUAUACGACAUCUCUUUUACAAGAAGUUUGUAUUGGAAUCAAGAAAAAAAAAACACGACAAUAGGAAAGAAAAAGGACAGAUCUCAAACAUCUUUCAGUUGACACAAAACUUCCGAAGCCAUGAUGGGAUACUGAAGUUGUUGCAGAGCAUUGUUGAACUGAUUUAUCAUUUUUUCCCCCUCUGUAUUGAUGUCUUAGAACCAGAAACGAGUAUGAUAUAUGGGGAAGCUCCGAUUCUACUCUAUUCUGGAAAUGAUGAAAAACUAUUCAAAAAAAUUCUAGGAAGUAGUGGGAUUAUUGCCGGAAAUAUGGGUGGCUUUGGUGCGGAUCAAGUUAUUUUGGUCCGUGAUGAUUGUUCUCGAGAAGAAAUCUCUAACUCCAUUGGGAAGCAAGCUCUAGUUCUUACUAUAGUGGAGUGCAAGGGUCUAGAAUUUGAGGAUGUACUCCUAUACAAAUUUUUUGGAUCAUCACCACUGAAAAAUCAAUGGAGGGUGCUAUAUGAAUUCAUGCAAGAACAAAAUUUGCUGGACUCCACAUUACCUGAGCGCUUUCCAAGUUUUGAUGAUGCCAAACACAGCAUGUUAUGCUCUGAACUAAAGCAGUUAUAUGUGGCUGUCUCUCGUACAAGACAGAGACUCUGGAUAUACGAGAAUGUUGAAGAACUUUCCAACCCAAUUUUUGACUAUUGGAAAAGGCAACAUCUUGUACAACUUAGAGAACUAGACGAUUCACUUGCACAAAUUAUGCAAGUUGCAAGCACUUCAGGAGACUGGAGAUCACGUGGCAUCAAGCUAUAUCAUGAGCAUAACUACAAAAUGGCCAGAAUGUGCUUUCAUAAAGCUGGUGAUACAUUUUGGGAAAGACGGUCUGAAGCUGCUGAGCUUAAAGUCAAGGCAGACCAUAUGCGCACUUCUAGUCAUGGAGAGGCAAAUGCACUCCUUAGGAAAGCAGCUUCAAUUUUUGAAGCUAUAGGCCUGUUUGUACCUUCUGCCAGAUGCUUUUAUGAUUUGGGCGAGUAUGAACGAGCAGGAACAAUUUAUUUGUAUAAAUGUGGCGAACUGGAACUGGAAAAUGCUGGGGAGUGCUUUUAUCUUGCUGAAAAUUAUGUGCUUGCUGCAGAUGUGUAUGCUAGAGGAAACUUUUUCUUUCUGAGUAUUUCUUCUUGUUUACGAGGAAAUAUAUUUCACAGAGGUUUGGAAUACAUAAAAUAUUGGAGACAACAUGCAAGAGACGAGUAUGAUCUGGCCAGACAAGCAGAUGAGACUCAUGAAAUGGAAUUGGAAUUUCUUGAGCAUUGCGCAUUUCACUAUUAUGAGGGAAAAGAUGACAGAUCAAGGAUGAAAGUUCUUAGAGAUGGAAUGCUUUCUACUCGAAAGUUUUUGAAUGCUCAGAUUUCAUCACGCACUUCAAAAUAUUUGUGGGAAGAAAAACUGCCUGGUGAUCUUAAAAGGCCUUCAAACAAAAAAUAUGAGAAGCAGGUUUCUAUUGAUUCACUGGUCUACUUCUGGAAUUCUUGGAAGGAUACAGUUGUACACCUGUUUGAAUAUCUUGGAUCGAUAGAUGUUAAUGAUUACAUAAGUCAUGGUGACUUCUUUCUGAAUUAUUUAGGGGUGUGGAGGCAUUUUCAUGAUGGUCUAAAUCCGCUCUAUCUUUCACUCAUUUAUGAUAUUGACUGGGUGAGAAGUAUUGACAAGAGAUCUUUCCCAAGAAAUGAGGAGUCAAUCCCCAUUGAUGUUCACCGACUUGUCUUGGAUGCUCAGAGUUAUUGGAGUUCAGAGAUGCUUUCUCUUGGCAUUAAGGUUUUGGAGAAGCUUGAAGUGCUUUACAACUUCGCAAUCAAUAAUUCUGAUUCAGUGUUCUGCCAGAGCCGGUCUCUUAUCCUUAUAUACGAGGUUGCAAAAUAUCUUCUGGAAUCCAAAUUUCUGAAGAUGACUCAUUAUCAUGCUGAGACACUCCACAGAUUUGUUACAUUGUCGACUGAGAAUUUUGUCUCUUACAUAUUUCCUUUAGAUUGGAUGAGGUCAUCAAGAGAGGAUAUGAUUUCUCUUAGGCAAAUUGAUUCUUGUAAGUGUUUACUGAAUCAAGUCAUAGUUGAGUACAUCAGCUCGACAAACAGGCUUUCAUCUGGGCAAAUGGGAUGUAUUGCGAUGAUCAUUCUUGGGUCCGGUAAGCUGGAUAAUGAACUUUAUGAGAAGCUUAUAAAAAAUCUAGACUGCAACUCUCCAUGGAAAAAGUUCAUUGAGGAUCUAUGUGACAGUAUUCAGUCAGAGCUGCCAGAAGGUUAUAAUAGUGAGCGCCCUAAAAAUGCCACAGUUCUUGAAUAUUCGGUGGCACCUGAGAGAGGUCCUUUACUUGGAAAUAUCAGUCAUCAAGAACCGAGAGAGGUGUCUCUUUUGUGGAAGUUCCAUGGUGCUUUGUUCAAAACUUAUAGUCAGAAUUGGAGUUUACAUUGCUACAAUAUAACACCUGAUUGUUUCUUAUAUCUUGUAGAUUGCCUUCUGAUUCGGAUCUGUUGCUUUCAAGGUUAUGCAAUCACUACAAGAUCUUGUUUCAUUGAGCGGCUGAUAUAUAAGGAGGAACAUAAUCAAGUGAUAGUGGAUGAUGUUCGAAUAUCUUUUGAAUGCAUCCUUCAGUUUCUGACUGAUGUUGUUCGGGAAUUUCUUUUUAAUAAGACGGAUAUGAUUAAGUGGAUAAAAAAGUGUACCAAUAAUAGUUGGAAGGUGUAUUACUCGCUACUGAUGCAGAGAUUGGUUUUUGUGUUAUGUCUGCUUUAUUUGAAUUUUGGGAUGGGCUUUGAUAUUCUCUUGGAUUUGCUGAGGAGGAAGUACAUCACUGACCAGUUACCAAAGGAGUUCUGCUAUGUCCUUAGGGGAAUUGCAUCUUUACGUGAUUCUGUUAGUAGACAUGUUGAUGUGCUAGCUCGAGCUUUUAAGAAGAGCGGUAAUCCUUUGGUGGUUGCAAGUUUUGGGAUUGAUUGUUCAAGGUUCUUCUGUUCAGAUGCCAUUAUCAUCAACAUGAAGGCUAACAUAUGCAUGGCUGAAAUAGUAAGAUCUCUAUUUCCAAAACACUCUAUGAUUCGUUCUUCACAAGGGCAGACAUACACCACUGAGAACCUUCGGCAUUGGAACAGAAAUAACUUCCCCGUGGAUUUUGAUCCCUUGUGGGAAAUAUUUAAAGGUUUUAAACCAGCAAAGGAAAGAGAUCAGUGCAAUAUAUUUUCAGAUGCCUCAAAAAUCAAGUUGGAUGUGGAGAAGAUUAUUCGGCUUUUGGCUGCCGCAUGGUCUGGCCUUGAUGACAAAGAAGAACGAAAGUUAUCUAGAGAAGUGCUGAGCAUGCUGGAUGAAUUGGUGCAACUCUAUGCCGCAUUAGAUGGGAGCAGCGAACGUGAAGUUGGAAACAAUAUGGCUACAGUUGCAGAACUUUCCAGGAGGAUGCAGUGGAGAAGUCAAAGAUUUUUUUGGCCGGAAAAAAUUCAGCCCAUCUUCACUGAACUGUAUAUGGAGCACAAUAAUAAACUAGCUAGGAAGGCACAUAAGGCUGUUGCCAAGUCUGGCCACGGCAAUGAGGCAGGAAACGGUGAUCGACUGUAAAGCUGAGGAAAAAGCAUAUAUAUGCUAGUUCUAAUUCAAAUUAAGCCUUCAGAAGUUGAUGCUGCCACUGCAGCGCAGCAGAAACUCAAACUGACAGCUACGGGACUGGAAACACGAAGAAGGCGAUGCGAUUGAUGAUGCAGGCCACAGAACUCUCUCAUUCUCUGUUCUCUAUUCUAAAGCGCAAACCUCCCUACACUGUUCAUUUUCGUUUGUCGUUUUCCUUAUGAAUAGUGUGUUUUCUUUUUGUUUGCAACUCCGCUAUAUAUAAAUCAAACAGACGUGUGUUUUUGAUCCAAGUUG
Messenger RNA from Rosa chinensis, 6345 nucleotides. RefSeq lists its product as uncharacterized. NCBI's taxonomy places the organism in Eukaryota, Viridiplantae, Streptophyta, Magnoliopsida, Rosales, Rosaceae. Bases 166 to 6042 code for a protein of 1958 amino acids. Gene Ontology annotation, molecular function: ATP binding. The record is from RefSeq and is a predicted model, not a curated record. The transcript is spliced from 11 exons.